Molecule: messenger RNA, 666 nt
Organism: Cetraspora pellucida
Lineage: Eukaryota; Fungi; Glomeromycota; Glomeromycetes; Diversisporales; Gigasporaceae
Source: the annotation of a GenBank genome assembly
AUGUUUCGAUCCUUUGAUCUUGACUAUUUGACUGUUAGGACUCAUGCUGCAGGUCAAUCAGCAUAUAAUCCUGUUGAAAGGGGUAUAGUAUCCCUUUCAGCAAAACUUGCAGAUAUAACUCUAAGUAAUGAUAAACAUGACUCUCACCUUGACUUACAGGGUAAAGUCAUCAACUCAGAGCUAGCAAGAAAGCAUUUUAAGCAUGCAGGCAACACUCUUUGCGAACUGUGGAGAUGGGACAAUAUAUUCAGAAAGCCAGUCGUGACUGAAUAUGUCAGCAUGGAAAAUACCUCAUUUUCAGAUAAUGUAUCUUGGAAAUGGAUUGAACUCCAUGCAAAUAUUUGUAGAUACUCCUUGGACAUCAAAAAAUGUAAUAAUAACAUAUGUUGUUUAUCCAAAUUGUAUGAGGAGGCUGCUAGCCUUCUUGCUACAACUAAUGGCUUUUUUCUACCUAUUCUAAUAGGAAAAGAUAGCCAUUAUGUUAAUUCAAUACAUUUACUAGAGUAUUUUGAUGAAAAUAAAAUACUGGGAUAUGAUGAACACUGCUCUUUCAUAAACAAUUAUGUAAAACUUUCCUGCUCUAUUUGUAAGAAGUAUUUCUUAACAGCAGCAAUAGUUAAUACCCAUAUACAAAGUCGACAUUCUAGUCCAGUUAAGUGUAAAUAA